Linnemannia hyalina is the source of this 2271-nucleotide messenger RNA. The record is from the annotation of a GenBank genome assembly. NCBI's taxonomy places the organism in Eukaryota, Fungi, Mortierellomycota, Mortierellomycetes, Mortierellales, Mortierellaceae.
AUGUCGCGAAGUGUGCCGUUCGAAGACCCCCUCCUGCAUCCGCCAUCACCGCCUGUCGAGCCCGAGACGACCUCAGCAGGAGCAAACAAGCAACCAGAGCCAGUCAAAUCGCUUCUCGCAGGUCAAGUUGACGAUGGACCCAUCCCUUUCUUCUCAUCUGCCGACACCCCAACCACCUUCACACCACCACCCUUCAAACCACUAUCAAACCGAGCAGCCGCAACUCCAUCGCCUCAACCUCCAGCAGAAGUCAAUACCAUCACCAACCCCACUACAUCAACGCCUAAACUCACCCCCGCCCCCGUUCAGCCAGACUUUGUCGACCCUCUGAGUGCAGCAUCGAGCAAUGACGACCUCAUCACCAACAACAACAACAGUGCUAACACGGGCUCGCUGAACAGGGGAGGAGGCAACAACAGCCCUAAACGAAACUCGGCCAGACUCCCCUCUCCCAGCAUUGGAAUCUCAGUCGCCAACAACAACAGUAUGCCGACAGAUUUCCCGACACACUUAGCGUCGCCACCACUCCCACAGCGUCCACCAACCAUUGGAGGGACCGCCUUUUCUGCGUUCCAGGCGUUUUCCACCGCGCUCAAUCCAUCCAUAGGUGCGGGAACGCCUGUCUCAGUAACAGGUUCGGGAUCUGGUACUCCUGUGCCAGGAGGAACCUCUGAUCUAAUUCUGGACGAACACAGUUCUGAGCAUUCGCAACAGCAGCACCACCAACACCAAAGCCAGCCUUCAAUUGGGCUUGGACUGGACCAACCACAACCUCCAACACCAUCACCUAACGAGGCGCCUUUGCCACCUCCUCUUACAGAGCCAUGGCCAAAACGUCACUCCAUUGGUGUAUCGACCAACCCUUCAGGAAUUAGUUUCCGGGACCAAGAAGAUAUGGAGCGGCAGGAACUGAGUCCAGGACACGAGACCCCUGCGGUGAACACUCCCAGGAGUCCGCCCUAUGAGGGUUCUCGGGAGGCGGGUAACCGUCCAUUACAUAUCAGACCACUUGGUGACCAACCACGAGACCAGUCCUCGGCAAGUUUCCGGUCUCCUGGAUUUGCUAUUCCUCAGAGUCCUAUGAGAAAGGAAGGAUUCCCUGUCUUGAACGCCCACAACAUGUUUCACGAGAUCACCAUGACGGAUGCGAUGAACGACUUGAUGAUCAAACAUAUUCCAGCCGACCAGCGAGUGCUACGGGACUGGAAUGGUCUGACAGAGACAGAACAGAGACAGGCGCCGAGGUCGGAAAUUCUGCGCGAGCUGACCAUUAACAACUCGUGGCGCGCCAUGACAAGAUAUACCCGGUCCCAGAUCCUUAUGACACCUUCCGACCAUAUCCUGGAGUUGAUCAACCUGUGGUAUGCUCGACUGUUGGCGUUGGUGAAACUGGGCCAGUACGAGAUGGCACAGGCCGAGCUGGAUCAAUUGAGCGAUUUGUAUGGACCCCAGUAUCGCUACGAGAAUUAUGCACCCGACUCGGUUGCUGUCCAGGGCGUUCAGUCAAUAGAGCAAUCACAAGAUGGUAUCAGGAGAGGAUGCAUGGUUCCCUUUGAGAUGUUUGUCCUCAAGGCUCGUCUUCAAGGCUACCUCGGCGACACCUACGAGGCUAUCGACCAGCUCUAUGAACUCAUCAUGCGCUCCAAAAAGUUUGAGGCCAUUUGCCAGGUCAGUGAUGACCUGGUGGGCAUAAAGCAGUGGCAGGAUAUUGCAGGCCAGUUGCACUUGAUGGUGCUCAACUACCUGGUCGAGCUCAAGGACUACCCUGCAGCGACCAAACAUGCCCGUGAUCUGUCAAAAAAGUACCCUCGAGACGUCAACUUUCAGUCGGGCCUUGGACGAUUGUACCUGCAGCUGGGUGACCUUGUCCGAGCUGAAGAGGUGUUUAAGGAAGUUGAGACGAUGGUCAAGAGCCAUCGAUCUGAGACUGAACAGGCACACUUCCGUCUUCAGUUAACCAUGAACCAAGCCCUCCUUGCUGUCGCGCAGGGUCAGUGGAUGUCUGCAAAGGCAGCAUUUGAAGAGGUCCUUGCUCAAGAGCCAGAGAACCUUGCUCUGUAUGCAGGUCAAUUGAACGAGGCCAUCCCUCGAGUCGAGAAGUUGAUGUUUUCCUACCCGACCUCUGCAGGCACAAGCGAGCCUCUGGUGUUCAACAUGGCGACGCUGUAUGAGCUCCGGACAGAGGGAUCGUUCAGGAAGAAGCAGCAGGUGAUGGUUGAGGUCUCCAAGUGGGCCGGCGAUCAAUUCAACGUCGCCAUGUUCAAAAUUUAA